This is a messenger RNA of Capsicum annuum, 1353 nucleotides long. RefSeq names its product BOI-related E3 ubiquitin-protein ligase 1. NCBI's taxonomy places the organism in Eukaryota, Viridiplantae, Streptophyta, Magnoliopsida, Solanales, Solanaceae. Gene Ontology annotation, biological process: regulation of programmed cell death. Gene Ontology annotation, molecular function: ubiquitin-protein transferase activity. The transcript is spliced from 2 exons. The record is from RefSeq and is a predicted model, not a curated record. Bases 210 to 1181 code for a protein of 323 amino acids.
UCUUCAAUUCAAUUGACUUUGUUCCAUGUUUCUCUCUCUAUCCACAAAACGAAACGCUUAAAUAAAGGCCAAACCCCCAUUCAUUCCUCUCUAGUCGCCACUUCCAAAUCCAAAUCUCUCUCUACAUAUACACACAAAUACAAGAAUCCUCUCUCCCUCUCAACACACAACAAUUCCAUAACACUUCAUAAAAAACAGAGAGUCUUUCCAUGGCAGUUGAAGCGAGACACCUCAAUCUUUUCACUCAACAACAAAUCAUUUCUAAUCAACCAAAUGGGUUUUCCUACAAUACCCACAACGCUGCUGGUGGUGGGGGUUCUUCGAUGUUGCCUUUGCCGACGCCGGAGAAUAGUUUCUUGCCGUUUCAGCACAGUUUGAUGUGUGAUUCCGUUCAGCCCAAAACGUCUGUAAACACCGACAGUGGCCUUACCUUCAACCUUCCACCCACUGCCACCGCUACAGCUAACGCUGCUGCAUCAAGGAAGCGGUCGAGGGAUUCGUUUAAUCAGUUUAAUACUUGUAAUACUGCGGCGUUUGUUGGUGAUGAUGUUUUGCCACUGCUUCAACAGUAUCAGUGUGAUAUCGACCGGAUUAUUUCACUUCAUACUAAGAAAGUAAGGAUGGAAUUGGAAGAACGACAGAAACAACAAGCGAGGGUGUUGGUGGCAGCCAUUGGAGAAGGUGUAGCAAAAAAACUCAAAGAAAAAGACGAACAAAUUCAAAGAAUGGGGAAAAUCAGUAUGGUUCUUCAAGAAAAAGUGAAAAGUCUCUACGUUGAGAAUCAAAUAUGGAGGGAUUUGGCACAAACAAACGAAGCAACAGCAAAUUCCCUGCGCACAAAUUUAGAACAAGUAUUAGCCCACGUCGGCGACGAACGUAUCUCCGCCGGCGGGAACUUCGCCGGAGCAGCGGUGGAGGAAGACGCUGAGUCCUGCUGUGGCAGCAGCGACCACGGUGCAGCAGCGGAAGAGGAGGAGGAAGUUGAAGGUAGGCGUACGGUAGCAGCGGAGGCGCAGGAUAACAGGAUGUGCAAGAGGUGUGGGGAGAAGGAAUCGUGUGUGUUGCUGUUACCAUGCAGACACUUGUGCCUCUGUGCGGUUUGUGGAUCAAGUUUAAUUCAUACAUGUCCAGUAUGCAACUCUAACAUGAAUGCCACUGUGCAUGUUAACAUGUCGUCUUGAUCAAAUCCAAAAGAAAAAACAAAGAGAAAGAGAAAAAAAUCCCAAUGAGAAUUAGGAAGAGGGAAAAAAAAUUAUAGAAUUUUGUUGAUGUAGAGAGAAAUGUUAGAAUUUUAGUUUGUAAAUUCCUUUAGUAAUUGUAAAAUGCAAAAUUGUUCAUUCUUUUUAUCUCCAA